Messenger RNA from Trematosphaeria pertusa, 1350 nucleotides. Its product is annotated as CMGC protein kinase. The transcript is spliced from 4 exons. NCBI's taxonomy places the organism in Eukaryota, Fungi, Ascomycota, Dothideomycetes, Pleosporales, Trematosphaeriaceae. Gene Ontology annotation, biological process: regulation of mRNA processing; protein phosphorylation; spliceosomal complex assembly. The record is from RefSeq and is a predicted model, not a curated record. Gene Ontology annotation, molecular function: protein kinase activity; ATP binding. Bases 1 to 1350 code for a protein of 449 amino acids.
AUGUUUUCCAAGCUACUCGCUUGGAAUGGGCGCAGUUUUGCACAAGCUACAGCUGCACCAAAGUCCCUCCCCUCAGAUAUCCCAAUUGAAGAAGAGUUAAUUCCUGGAUACGACCCUAAACGCUUCUAUCACCCUAAUCCUGGAGAGAUCCUAGAUGGGAGAUUCGAGUUGAAAGCAAAGAUUGGAUGGGGGACUACGUCGACGGUGUGGCUGGCGCAAGACGUGAGAUGGCGAUGGGGUUCGAAGCCCUAUGUCGCCAUCAAAAUCAACGCCUGCACAUCUCACAAUGGAGCGGCCGCCAGGCAUGAGCUCGAGAUAUCGAACCACAUCGACAGUGCAAAAUCGGACGAAUCGGGAUAUCGCUAUGUUCGGACCGUGGAAGACAGUUUCGAAAUUUCUGGACCUAAUGGAUCGCAUCUCUGUCUCGUUUUCGAGCCAAUGAGGGAACCGAUUUGGCUAUUACGAAGAAGAUUAGGCGCCGACAAAGUCACUCGAGAUUUCCUGCCCUUUUUCAAAUUGUAUAUCAUAGUUUUGCUCGAUGGGCUCGACUAUCUACACACAAAAUGCAGCAUCAUCCACACAGAUUUAAAACUGGAUAAUAUUCUGGUUACCUUCGAGGACAAAUCAGUCAUUGAUGAAUUCAUCCAAGGUCAAACUCAGGAACCAAUGUCUCAGAAAGUGUUAGAUGAUCGGACGAUUUAUCUCUCCCACAACGACUUUGGGCAUCUCAGGCUCAUCAGAGACACGCCUGCAUUGAUGAAGAUAUGCCCAAAAAUUACAGACUUCGGUUUGGCUCAACGAGGGGACAGGCAGGAACCACUCAUCCACCCUAUUCAAGUAGACCACUGCCACGCUCCGGAAGUUCUCCUCGGCACAGGAUGGUCGUACAGUGCUGAUAUAUGGAAUUUUGGUGUCAUGGUUUGGGAUCUCCUCGCGGGGGAGGAGCUAUUCCAGAAGCUUAAUGGUGAAGACGGUACUUACAGCGCCCAGCAUCAUUUAGCUGAAAUGAUUGCUCUAUUAGGUCCCGUGCCGCCGGGACUUGUGAAGCGAGAAAGGAACAUGCGGCACUGGCAAUGGGCUCCUGACGCCGUAAAUGCCAAAGGCAAGCUUUGCAAUAAUGCAGCUGAUUUCUAUGGCGGCCCCUUUUUUGACAAUAAUGGCCAAUUCGUCGGUAAUGACUUGAUCCCUUUAAAUAGACAUCUGAAGGAUAUCGUUCCGGAAUGCAUCAUUGAUAAAGAGGUUGAGGUUUUCCUGAGUUUCAUCCGGAGGAUGCUAUGCUGGCUCCCGGAGGAGCGGGCGACGGCUGAGGAGUUGCAGAAUCAUCCCUGGCUUGAUCUUACCAGAGAAUGA